Messenger RNA from Rhizopus microsporus ATCC 52813, 1197 nucleotides. Its product is annotated as UEV-domain-containing protein. Gene Ontology annotation, biological process: protein modification process; endosome to lysosome transport; protein transport. The coding region runs from base 1 to 1197 and encodes 398 amino acids. The record is from RefSeq and is a predicted model, not a curated record. Gene Ontology annotation, molecular function: ubiquitin binding. The transcript has 7 exons. NCBI's taxonomy places the organism in Eukaryota, Fungi, Mucoromycota, Mucoromycetes, Mucorales, Rhizopodaceae. Gene Ontology annotation, cellular component: ESCRT I complex.
AUGCAAUACCAAGAUCCCGAACGAACGUUUCAUGACGUGGAUGCAGUACUUCAGACCUAUGUGUCAUUAAAGCCAAAGAUGGACACUUAUACUUCCAACGAUGGACAUACACAAUUAUUACUAUGUCUUCAUGGUACCAUUCCAAUCACUUAUCGCUCUAUUCCAUAUAAUAUUCCUGUUGCCUUUUGGGUUCCAAAAGAAUAUCCAAGCACAUCGCCUAUUCCAUAUGUUAAACCAACAGCCAAUAUGCUGAUCCGAGAAGGCAGACAUGUUGAUAAGAGUGGAUUAUGCUAUCAUCAAUAUAGAUCAAGCUGGUCAAAUGAUCAAAAACAUAAUCUUUUAGAGCUCAUAGCCAUACUACAGCAGGUAUUUGCUCAGGAACCUCCAGUAUAUACAAAGCCUAAUACUAUGCCAACUCCUCCUUCUACUACGACUACUCCCACAACAACGACAGCAUCACCACAGUUUCAAGAGUCACUUUUAGAGAGCCGCGCUUCACCUAAUCAUCAAAGACAGCAUAUGCCUCAUAAACAUCCAUCAUCGUGGAUCAACGAAAGCACUGCGUUAUACAAUUUGAAUCAAGGAUUAGCGUCAAUGCACCUAAACUCAACAACUCCAGUUUCUAAUUCAGCUUCCUUACCCGCCCUGCCUACGAUGCCCAUGCCACAUGUUUCCAGUCCACCAGUAAGACAUAACACAGUGGACGGCUAUACAUCAAACAGCAAAAGCCUUCAUGAUGUUCUUUAUAGAAAGCUAACUGAUAGACUACAACAGUACAAUCUUUCACUGUCCAGAGAAAUUGACAAUCUGCUGAUUCAAAAUCGGCAAUUAAACGAAGGAGAAGCAAGCAUCGAACAGGAACAUAGAGCUUUAUGUGAUCUUAGAGAAAGAUUGAAUUUUAAUAAUCUUGUCUUGGAAACAAGGUCAAAAGAAAUUGAUGAGAUCACAGAACAAGUGAAUGCUAUGCCUGAUGUACAAAUAGAUGAAACGCUGUGUGGGACAAGUGUUGUAGGAAACCAAUUGUUUGAAUUGGUGGCAGAUGAUAAUGCUAUAUCAGAUACUGUUUAUAUCUUAGCAAAGGCUUUAAGUUCUGAGAGAAUUGAUUUGGUUACAUUUAUGAAGUAUACACGUAUAUUAUCCAGAGAGCAGUUCAUGAAGAGAGCAUUGAUAAAGAAAAUCACUGAGAAAAUCACUUAA